GGGGAGUUGGCAAGUGUGCAAGUGUGCAAAUGGGCAGCAACGACCCUGCCGUUUGUGUGUGAUUGCCCCGCGCCUUCGAGUCGAAUAUUUUUAUUCCCCUCCAAAAGUUGGUACGGUUAGUUCACUUGUCUUUUUCCUUCACACCAUCCAGUCCAUACACAUCAAUCGCAAAGAUGUCUUUCGGAAAGGUUUUCACCAAGGAGCGCAACCCCCGCACCACGGCCAUCCUCGCCGUCGCGAAGGCCAACGGUCUGGAUAUCGAGACCGUCACCGUCGACACCACCAAGCCUGAGGCCGACUUCCUCAAGUACAACCCUCUCUCCAAGGUCCCCGUCUUCGUCGGACAAGAUGGUUACGUCCUGACCGAGUCCAUCGCCGUUGCCAUCUACCUCACCUCCCAAAACGAGAAGACCACCCUCCUCGGCAAGACCAAGCAAGACUAUGCUUCCAUCCUGAAGUGGAUGUCCUUCUUCAACACCGAGGUUGUUGAGAACCACCUCCUGAACAACACCUUCCUCGUCGGCGAGCGUAUCACCCUCGCUGACCUGUUCGCUGUCGGCAUCAUCUCCCGCGGCUUCCAGUUCUUCUUCGGCAAGGAGUGGCGUGCCCAGAACCCCAACGUUUCCCGUUGGUACGAGACCGUCUACAACCAGAAGAUCUACUCUGACGUUGCCCACCCCUUCGAGCUCUUGGACAAGCCCGCCCUCGAGAACAAGGCUCCCAAGAAGGAGGAGGAGGAUGACAUCCCCCAGGAGCCCAAGGCCAAGCACCCCAUUGAGCUCCUUCCCCGUGCCACAUACCCCAUCGAUGAGUGGAAGCGAUUCUACUCCAACAACGACGAGCCCGUCGCCAUGAAGUACCUGUGGGAGAAGGUCAUCCCCACCGGCGAGUACACCCUGUGGAGCGUCAAGUACAAGUACAACGAUGAGCUCACCAAGGUCUUCAUGUCCUCCAACUUGAUUGGCGGUUUCUUCACCCGUCUCGAGGGUUCCCGCAAGUACAUCUUCGGUGCCGCCUCCGUCUACGGACAGGACAACGACUCCGUCAUCGAGGGUGCCUUCCUCAUCCGUGGUGACAACUACGAGCACGCCUUCGACGUCGCCCCCGACUGGGAGAGCUACGAGUUCAAGAAGCUCGACCCCGAGAACCCUGAGGACAAGGCCUACGUUGAGUCCAUGUUCUCGUGGGACAAGCCUGUCGUCGUUGACGGCAAGACUUACGAGCACACCCAGGGCAAGGUCUUCAAAUAAGCUAGUGAAAGUAAUGACGACGAUGAAAUCGGUUGUUCAUGAUCAUGUCUUGAUGAGUCACGGUACAUUGGUGGAAUAAAAACUAAAUAAGGACUCCUGAAGGAGU
This is a messenger RNA of Truncatella angustata, 1356 nucleotides long. RefSeq lists its product as uncharacterized. NCBI's taxonomy places the organism in Eukaryota, Fungi, Ascomycota, Sordariomycetes, Amphisphaeriales, Sporocadaceae. Gene Ontology annotation, molecular function: translation elongation factor activity. Gene Ontology annotation, cellular component: nucleus; cytoplasm. Gene Ontology annotation, biological process: translational elongation. The record is from RefSeq and is a predicted model, not a curated record. The transcript is spliced from 6 exons. The coding region runs from base 174 to 1250 and encodes 358 amino acids.